AUGUCAUCGUUUGUUAGAGUUGCCUCUAGAGCAAACUCUAUGAGUAAGAGUUGUUCAUCGUUCAAACUCAAUACAUCUAGCGUCAACACCAGCAGUUUUAGCAAUAACAUUUCAACCAUUUUAAAGAAUAAUAAUAGUAAAAUUUCAUCUUUUGUAUCAACAUCUACAGCUUCCCCAUCAUCAUCUUUUUCAACUUCUUUACCAUCUACCAGCUGCUCGUCAUCUGCACCAUCAACACAAUCGAAAUUCUCUUCAAAUAUACCAAAUGGUUUAAAACAAACAGUUUCAUUAGCCAAGUUUAAAUUAAGCACUUUCUUAUAUAUUUCUGACGGUAAUUAUAAUGAAUAUUAUCAUAGAAAUUCAUCACAAUCAUCAAAGAAACAAACUUCAAAUAAUUUAGAAUCUGCAAAAUAUAAUCCAGUUUCAAUUCCAACAACAACAAUUACAAAUGCA
Messenger RNA from Heterostelium album PN500, 453 nucleotides. RefSeq lists its product as uncharacterized. The transcript has 3 exons. The record is from RefSeq and is a predicted model, not a curated record. The annotation marks the transcript as partial. Lineage: Eukaryota; Evosea; Eumycetozoa; Acytosteliales; Acytosteliaceae.